AUGGACAAUGGAAUUGAGAAAAAGCAAGCAAUCUUACCACCGAACUGUGUGGCGCUUCAGCCGUUUAUCGCCAAACUCGGUGAGUAAAAGCUUGUUUCAAUUUGUAUUUUUCUUUGAUACUUGUCACUACUGUCGUAAUUUAUCUUUGGUAGAGCAAAAACACGUCCUCGAGCGUGUCGCACUAAGCUGUAAACAUCGACGGUCUAAAACAAUGACGAUGAUAUUAAACAACAACAUUAUUAUUUUACGUAGCUAGUGGUAUGGUAAGGCUAUUAUUUUAUCUUCCUUGUCCCCUAUAUGAGUAGUAUCAACCUUUUCACUACUUUCACACUGACCAUAAUGCACCUUAUUUACCCCCCCCCCCCCAAAAAAAAAAAAAAAAAAAAAUUGCAUGACCCUUGUUUUCAAUUUCUUCUGGGUAUUACAUUCGUCCCAAGAGAAAUCCAAGACAAUAGUUAUGCAAAAUAUUGGGGGGUAAACAAGGUGCAUUAUGAUCUAUGUGAAAAUGGUGAAUGUCUGAACUACAGCUGACCACAGGCAUAGACAGCUGAACACUCAUGCACAAUAAGGUGGGCCUGAAUGACGUACAUGUUUUAUACAUGUACUUCAGGCACACCUUUAUGAUCUAUGUCAUGUAAUGUUACCACACUUAGCCGUCACCUUUAAUAGAGUAAUGACCUUAAGGUAGCCCGAACCUAUUUAUAUGCCUGUUGGUUAUGUUUUUGAAUUGCAUUUUUCGGCAGGAAGGAUUUAACUGAUUUCUAUGAUUUUUGGCAUCCUUAAGAGUGAGUCUCCCUAAAACCGGUCCACUGCGUUUCGGGUCGGAAAAUCAAUUUCCUUUAAACUUUGCCCAUGAAUAUAUCUUAGUCCAAAAGUAAUUGAAACCGCAUUAGUUUUUGAAAAUAUUUCAAAAUAAAAUUUUUCGGGAGGAAAAUCACUUCAGCACUCGGCGGCCAAAUAUUUGCGGUGACAAAGAGUAAAAAUAGCGCAUAUUGCCGAGUUCACCACUUCAAAGUUUUGCACUUUCAACGAUUUUUUUCACUUCCUAGGACUAAAUUGGUCCUUAAAUGAUGUAAUGGACACAAUUUUGGCCCUUCAAAAACAACUCGUGUCUACUAAAUAUAUUUUGAUUUACACCCACUUUGCUGUACGCAGGAAAUGACUCAAAAAUGCAUAUUUUCAUCCUAGCACUGUGCAAAAUCCCUACAUCUUCUAAACAAAAUGUCUUUUCAGACCAACAAAGGGAAUGUCCAAAAACAUAGAAACAUAAAAAUAUGUUGUGAUUUUAACGAUUUAUCAGCACACUCGAUCGACGAAAUAUGCCUAUUUUCUGUUAUGACUGUUUACAAUACAUGAUGGAAGGUCUUAAUGCAAAACCCGAAUAACACAAUAAUUCAUCAAAUGUAUCAAGUAUUUUAAACUUUUUGUGACUUUUGACACAAUAGAACAUCAUGCAGGAAAGGAAAGCCUUUAAGCCGAACGCAUUAAUACUACAGGUGUACCUGUUUACAGCGCUUGAUCCGAUCGGACUCGUCUUCGCUGUGUACACAAAACUGAUAUCACAUGAUGGCGCCUGUCACGCAUUCCUACAUCGGGAAUCGUUACGCCGCGAAAACACUUUUUGCUAGUCUGACUAAAAUUGAAAGGCAGGAAAUUAUCUUAUCAAUAGAGUAGUCUAUUAUAUUUAUUGCUGUUUUCGUUGACAAGCUACAAAAUCAAGAAUCAUGCAUGCAUAAGAACCUAUAGUGCGUAAACAACCCGGGGGGGGGGGGGGGGGAGUUUGCUGGGUAUGUAUGUAUGUAUGUACGUGCCGCUGCCCUCUCAGAGCCCCUACCCCAUUAUAGUCUAUUCUGUGGCCAAUCAAUUAUAGACCCCAUCUUAGCCACUUUUGGGCAAAUAUGUAAUUUUUCGCGAUCCCAAAUUAGGCACUCUCUAUUUUUAUGAAUUGACCCAUUUUUUAGAAUAAAGAACACUUCACCUUUCAUCUACAGUACAAACAUUCUGGUACGUUUGCUAACCGCAAAUAUGAAGAACUGUCUUACCUCAAAAAAUCCGAAAAUGUGCCACCCCAUUCUAGUAACUCUAUUGAAAAUGCGACCCCAUUAUAGUUGAUCCAGUCGUGAAAAUACGACCCCAUCAAGCGGCACAUCCCUAGUAGCCUCUUAAAGGAAGUACCACCCGGGAUUAACAAUAGUCUAGUGGCCUGCAAGCAAAUACCCCCCUUGCUAUUAUUCUAGAACAAAUACUGUAUCUGUAUCAUUAUCGUCCCCAGGCUAAACCCGGUACAUCUGAAACCAAGAUAGCCACCUGUUAGAGAAUGUGCUUGAUCCCGACAAAUUUACGGAAAAUUUAAGGACUUAGUAAAGAAUUUAAGGACUGUGAAGUGGCAUGGUGGUUUACCUCGUUUAGCGCUUUCGAUUUCUUUCAAACUCGCUAAUAUAUAGAUUUAGACAGGGCUAAAAGAGCAGCUCUUGUUGAUAUACUUGAAGUUGUACUCCAGCAAAAAAGAAAAUCGUGUGAUGCUAACCUGCAACGGCAACGAGAAUUGCAAAAACAAAACAACAACAACAACACCAAUAUAUCUAAUUAGCGAACUUACCUUUCCGCCCUAUCGGAGGGGGUGGGGUAUACAACAAAGUGUUAUACCGGGAGACUCCAGCCUGAUCGUCCAACCCACCUUUUGUAUACCAUUUUUGAGCUGAAGAGGUGCCCCUUGAGGGGCAGAGGGCUGGCAACGCAGAUCGCACACGAAUGUGUACCAAAGCCGAGUGGUUCAAAAGUAAAAAUUUAACGAUUUUUUUUCGCAAUAUUUUUAUAACAAAAUCAUUUGAAAAAAAAAAAAAAGACUAUACAUACUAAGCGGACGAUGAGGAACCUGGAGAAAGAAAUGGCAGCGAAGCUGUGGAAACAAUUGCUGCCAAACGUCCUCUGAUGUAUGUGCGAGAUGGCUCACAGAAAUCACUCUUUUUUCUUUCAAAAGCAAUUUGCUUGGGAUUUCAUUUGGCACAAGAACCUGGAAACCUGAUCUUCUUCAAAAGAUAACUAAAAUGGUUGUAGAGUGCUCUUGUGUAGUGAAAAAGAUUGUUGGAAAAGACGCGAGAAGAAGUUAAAACGACUCUACCUCGGUGAGUUUGUACCCUGCCUAUUAUUACUCACUCAUUUUUCUUCCGCGGGCUCACUGUGAAUUCACAACCUUUCAGGAAAAUCGCUAGCUUAAUAUGUGCAUUUCGGCAAUAACGGGACAAGAAUUUGAAAAAAAUAUGGCACUAUUAAUAAUUAACCACUUUCCGUAAUAGAGAAUGAGUAUUAGCGAAGCUCUCGCGCGCGCGAAAAAAAAAAAAAUGGUAACCUGUAAGAUGCGAGAAAAUUUCGUAAUCACGUGAUCGUGCGUUCGACUGUUUCCCCCUACUACCAUUACACUGACACCGAUAACAGAGAAAGAGCUAGAGCGAAACUAACAAAACAAAACAAAAAGAAAAAAAAGAAAGCAGACGAAGUUCAUCGCGGAAGAAAAAAACAUAAAAAAAAUUCAAAGCUGCGAUGAGAAAAUGACAAAUGUUAGCGGCCAGCAAGGUUAAAAUGAGCGGCAGUGAAACAAAAAUGGAACGUGGGAACAUAUACGAUUUUUUUCUCCAUAAAACGUGCAACUAGGACGUUUCACGUACUUUGAAGUCGUGCAAAACAAUGGCAAAGAAAUGUAAAAAAAUGUGCUGCACGUGCAACUUUUUUUUUUCGCUCUUAAGCCCUAUUGAUUUUUUAUUGCAUUUCUCGUUGCCGUCACCGGUUAGCAUUACACGAUUUUUAUUAAUUUUUUUUUCUGGGGUACAACUUUUAGUAUAUUAACGAGUCAGAGCGGCGCUUUUAGCCCUGGCUAAAACUACUAGUCGGAAACGGAAGGAAUAGAGUCAAAAUCGAAAGCCCUAAACGAGGUAAACCAGCACGCCAGUUUUAAAUGCAGGGUAACCUAAUUUCAAAGAUACAGUAUUUGUUCUAGGAUAAUAGCAAGGGGGAUGUUUGCUUGCGGGCCACUAGACUGUUCACUGUCCCUUAUCUUUCCGUAAAAUCGUCCAGAUGUGCGGGCCUUCUUGGGUCCGCUGCCCCAAGAGUAGAUUUCAUAGUCAUCCCCAGGCUAAACCCGGUACAUUUUAAAACCAAGAAGGCCACCUGUUAGAGAAUGUGCUUGAUACCGACGAUUUACGGAAAAAUAGAGGACUGUGAACAGUCUAGCGGACCUCCUGCUAGCAAGCACACUCCACCCCUAUUCCUAACCCCACCCUGAGUCAGGGAGCUUGAUAAGACCUGAGAACAGGUACUCGUCGGUUUAAUACCACGGGCUACCAGAAAUAUGAAACAUAUUUAAAAAAAUAAUAAAUAAAAACAUUAACGACAAACAUAAAACAAAACAAAGUGAAAGCUCAUAGCGACGACCAAUUGUUUUAUAAAUCCUAACCUGAAUGGAUAGGAGCCUGUUCCUGGAAAACUAAAAUGUUGCUGUUGUUAAUGCACUGGGCACUUAUGCAUGCAUGAUUCUUGAUAUUGCAGCUUGUCAACGAAAACAGCAAUAAAUAUAAUAGAAUACUCUAUUGAUAAGAUAAUUUCCUGCCUGUCAGUUUUAGUCAGACUAGCAAAAAGUGUUUUCGCGGCGUAACGAUUCCAGAUAUAGGAAUGCGUGACAGGCGCCAUCAUGUGAUAUCAGUUUUGUGUACACAGCGAAGACGAUUCGAUCGGAUCAAGCGCUGUAAACAGGUACACCUGUAGUAUUAAUGCGUUCGGCUUAAAGGCUUUCCUUUCCUGCAUGAUGUUCUAUUAUGUCAAAAGUCACAAAAAGUUUAAAAUACUUGAUACAUUUGAUGAAUUAUUGUGUUAUUCGGGCUUUGCAUUAAGACCUUGCAUCGUGUAUUGUAAACAGUCAUAACAGAAAAUAGGCAUAUUUCGUCGAUCAGCUGUGCUGAUAAAUCGUUAAAAUCACAACAUAUUUUUAUGUUUCUAUGUUUUUGGACAUUCCCUUUGUUGGUCUGAAAAGACAUUUUGUUUAGAAGAUGUGGGGAUUUUGCACAGUGCUAGGAUGAAAAUAUGCAUUUUUGAGUCAUUUCCUGCGUACGGCACGGUGGGUGUAAAUCAAAAAAAAUAUUUAGUAGACACGAGUUGUUUUUGAAAGACCAAAAUUGUGUCCUUUACAUCAUUUAAGGACCAAUUUAGUCCUAGGAAGUGAAAAAAAUCGUUGAAAGUGCAAAACUUUGAACUGGUGAACUCGGCAAUUUGGGCUAUUUUCACUCUUUGUCACUGCGAAAAUUUGGCCGCCGAGUGCUGAAGCGAUUUUCCUCCCGAAAAAUUUUAUUUUGAAAUAUUUUCAAAAACUAAUGCGGUUUCAGUUACUUUUGGACUAAGAUAUAUUCAUGGGCAAAGUUUAAAGGAAAUUGAUUUUCCGACCCGAAAGGCAGUGGACCGGUUUUAGGGAGACUCCCUCUUAAUAAAGAAUGGUUGAACUUUAAGAAAAUGUUAUUUUUUGCCUUGUAGGUUUAAAAAUGUUUGAGAUAUCGGCAUAUAUUUUAAACCGAAGUUUUGCAAAAAGAAACAGACAAAUGCAAAGUAGUCCUGAUAAAUAGAGGUUUUUUAAUCUGAGCCUGCAUUCAGCAUAAAGUUGUUCUUCUUGUAAUGCUAACUGUAUUCGCCAUACGAAUCUGAUUACAUAGUUUCUUGCAAUAAAGAGUUGAGUAAGAAUACCCUUUCAGAUCUAUAGGUGAUAGUCCAUUAGCACUCUUCCACUAUCUGUGCUUCAACUUUCACAAAUGUGUUGGCAUAGCAUUUUAAGGUUAAAUUUGACCAACACUUUGAGCUGGUUAUGUCUCUAGAAUUCUGUGCCCUUUCUUCAGCGUUGCUCAUGUCACUAGACCAUAAAAACUCAUUAAGGGAUAACUGUGAUGAUAUAAUUCCUUAUUUUAAACUUGUACUCAUACUUAAACGUGUACUCAUAGUCAAAUCUAAAGUUCUGUAAUAUCUGUGCGACUACACCUGCAGGUCAUAAUGUGCAAGAAAUUCGUGUGAGAGCGCUGAAGAACAUUUUGUUUAAGUUAGACCACAAGCUGGUGUGUGCAGCAGAUCUGGUUCAUGAAAGGCAGCUGUUGAUAAAUCUAUUGCAAUGGUUUAACUUCCCUAGCCCUCCACUAAAGAAGGAAGUUUUAAGCAUUCUAGAAACUUUGUCCAAGGUAAGUGGAAUAUAUAUAGGAACUGAAUGCUUGACUUCAAGUCUCCUACAUCAGAAAUUAAUUUAUUAGGAAUGGAACAAUGAUUGUUUUCAUAACUGCCAUGUCAUCAUUAUCAUCAACAUUGUAGGAGGUUUCCUAAGAUAGUUAAGACAUUUCAUACAUAUGAGAAAAUUGACUUUCUAAUUGAUGAAUGUAAAUGGUAGUUCCUUGGAAAGCCAUUCCCAAUGCUCCCAUUACUGCCAUCAUUUCUGUUGUAAUUGAUCCCCUUCCCAUCCCUACAGGCUAUAAAUUGGGGAGUUCAAUAUUAUUAUAAUGUGCUCAUUAUAUGAAGCACUUUUAUGUACAGCCAUAGUAGCCUGGUAUUAUUUGUUCCAUUAUACACCUUUCUAAGACUUACAUACUGUGCUGUUAUUUCAGCCUGUCUCUGGCGCAGAAGGUUUGCUGAGUAUUGGUGCAAUAGAGUUUCUGUCACACUUGAGACAAGAUAUUGAUCCUGAAUUGUACCAGAAUGUUGAUAAUGUGAUCCAUCAGCUGCUCAGCUUGCCGCAAAAGGAUGCAACAGAUCAUGAUCAGUUAUGUUUAUACAAGGAUCAUGAAAACCCUGUCAAGAAUGAUCAUCAGCAGUCUUCCGGUACAGGGAGUACAGUGUUGAGUUCCUUUUCCUGUAUUAUUUUUAAUUUUUCAAAAAAUUAUAUUAUUCUGCUAAAAAAAGAACACAGUUUUCUAAAGGAAUCUACUCUUGAGCUAGCAUGUGCCAGAGACAAAACCAAACCUCCUGAUUACUCCAACUUCAUGCCAGCAGCAAAACCCUAAUCCUGCAUCCCCAGGUUUGCACCAAGAUGAGAGUAUACUACAUGGUGGGCCUGUUUAAAAAGCUGUUGUUGAUUUGCCAAUCAGACUGAGGGGAAAUUUGAAACGCACCUUCGGUAAUUUGUUGAAUCCAUUGGGGGCCUAGAACCAGGAACAUGGCACUGUUUCACAGACUUUAUAGCUCGGGUUAGAUUACAUCUGUGAAGCAGGCUAAUCUUGCGCAUAAAUGCAAAAUCUACCCACAGAUCAUUAAAACUAAAAUGGGCUAAAAUGAUGACAAAAGAUCAUUUUUAGCAUUUUUGAUUAACAUCAUUCACACCUAAACUACCCUUGCUCACCCAACUGGAACUAAGUUGCUUGCACCUCUUGUGACAUUAAUAAUAAUACAUUUGAAUCAAUUUGCAUUGUGACUAAAAUGGUUUCUCUUUUUGCCCAUCAGACUAUACAAAUUACAAUUCAUGCACUUGGCAUCAACAAAGUACAGUUUUAUGGGAAGGCACACCUGUUUUAGUUUUUACUAUUUGUCAAGUUUAAAAUCAAAGAUGGAUCAAUGGUUUCACGCUGAUACAGUAUGGGGCCUUGAAAACUAACUUUUAUUUUCAGGCUUUUCAAACACUGGUCAAAGAGAGAAGAUACUGCAGACAAAGUCAGCAUCCUCAAGUGCGCAGCUGGCAUCUUUUGGAGAUGGUUUCCACCCUGCUCGUGGGACAAGUCCUGUUAGAGGAUUCUUUGAGGAAAGAGAAGGUCAUGAUACAACUCAAAGUACUCUGGUUUCUUCUGGGAAAAUGAGCCAUAGUACAGAAACGUCUUCAAGUAAGCAGCGCACAGUUAUUCAUUUAGAAUUUAGCAGUUAUGUGGGAUCUUGUGUCAUAAUUAUAGGGGGUGUCAGCCGACAUAUUGGUCAAGUGUCUGUCAAUGUAAAUGUCAAUACAUUGGCCAAGUAUUGGUCUAAUCAGUCUAAUUGGAGUAUUAGUCUAAUCGGUCUAACUGAGUAUCGGUCUAAUCAGUCACACUUAAGGACACUAUUUGUGCAUUUCCCACUAAAGACAGGGCUACCAUUUCACAUGGUCAUCUAAGCCAUGAGAAGGUCUAGCUGUUUGCAGGGUGAAGGCAGAACCUUUGUUUCUCAGUUGUUUUAAGACCCUGGGUAUUGGUCUGUUCCUUGGGAAUUCGAACUUGUAACAUCCCACUCUGUAGUCAAAGGCUUUACUGACUGAGUUAGUCAUACUGCCUAAAUAGCAACCUCCUCUGCCCUCUUCUUUCACAGUACUGCUCCUUUGUCUGUAAUGCCUUCAAUGGUCUAAGUUUUACAAAAAAUAAGUGCCCACCUUACCACUUAAAAAUCUGUACAUACAAGCUGUCAUUUUAUUUGCAGGAAUGAGCUUCAGUGACAGCAAGUCAAGCCUGACAUUUGCUCCAUGGCUCUCUUUGUCAGCUAGUGACAGACACAUUCUGUCAGUGACAGCGAGCCGCCUACAGAGUCGCAGUUUUUCUCUGGUGUCUAAGUCCUGUGAGUUUCUUAGAAAUGUACUGUUCAAAGAUUUUCCUGCUGAAAUAUUCCUGCACAGACCAAAUGUGCUUCAGGUAAAAUACAAUAUUAAUAUAUUAUGUUAACCACCAUGAGUUUAGUGGUCAAGUGGUCCACGAGCUUAGGGGUCAAGUGAUUCAUGAGCUUAGCGGUCAAGUGGUUCACGAGCUUAGCCGUUAAGCGGUCCACAUGCUUAGUGGUCAAGCGGCCCAUGAGCAUAGCGGGCUUCCAGUUUUCCAGUUUAGUUUUUAGUUUAACCUGACAGUGGUAGAUCCAGACCUUCAGAUUGAGAUAAGGGGGCAUUUUUUCGGUCCUUUGGGGGCUCCCCAGAUCCCUCCCACUGAUCCACCACUGCCUGAGAAUGAAUUUUACCUGCAACAUUAUCACUCAUGGAAGUAAUACAUCAAGAAACAAAAUGUACAUGUGACCAACCAAGUGAGGUAUAUGGAGCCUUAAUAGUAGGGCACAAGAAAGUGGUUUUCUCCAAUUAAAUCGUUCUUCAUCUGACUUCAAAUUGGGGACCUACAUGUAUAUUAGAGAUGGACUGUGAUGAUUACUACUAACAUGGUGAUCAAGCAUUUCAUAAAAUGUAAAAGAAUAACCUGCUUAUUUGAUUGUUUUGUUCACUUUAGUCUCUCUUGGAGCUUUUAGAAAGCAAGAUUCCUAUAGAUGAUGACACUAGUAUUGUUCAUAGUACCUUGCAAUGUCUGUGUGAUUUAACUCACCAUCUUCAUGUAAGACUCACUGCAGUGUCUGAUCCAGUGCUCUUCUGUCCAGAUCAAGGUUUGUAAUAGAUAAUUUCUAACUUGAAACUUUGAUCAGAACAGAGAGCAAAACUACCAUCUAGAGAUGCACAAUGUGCAAUUUUUCAUGUUGAGUUUAGAAACUAGUGUUAAAUGAUUUGUUGUUAGUACUCCUAAUCAAAUGCUGCCAACAUGAAAGGUGGUGAAGUGGAAACUAACAAACAAACUGUUACUGUUGAUAAAAAAAAACACAUUUUACUCUGUACCAGACUAAGAAGGGUAUUAUUGAUUCCGAAAGCACAAAUGUUUUCAGCUUGAUUUUGUUAGCGCUGUUAAAAGGGGCAGGUUAACAUUUUAGAAGGGGUUCGGCAGAAUCUCUUUGUCCAUUUUCUGUGACAAGCUUAAGGUGCUUGGUUGAAGAAAUAUGUGCAAUAUAUUGUUAUUCUAUGUAAAACAUUACUAGCAUUAUUUUACCUGCUGAUGAUUUCGACAGAUUGUUGGAAGUACAGACACAUUUCAGUGUCAGUUGAGACAAACAGUCAAGGUACUGAUCAGGAAAUGGCUGAACAUGUCAGGGAAACUGGGGAUGGAGGAGUCGACAGGUGUUUAAACCAUUUAAAUGUUAAGAACUGAAUAUUGUAGUCAAUUUAUGCCAUAGCAGAUAACUUUGUAAGAUAGACACUGUCAUUGUACAUUGGUCAACCCUGCCAUUCCUCAGCUGAUACGUCGCCAAGACGGACACUUAUAUUAGUGGCAUUCCCAACAAUGACCAUCUUUAAGAGGGACCACUGUAUUUGUCCACUUUUUAAAAUUAUACUUUGGCCAGAUGCCAAGUCAAGUGCAUCUUGGGAAAAGAUUAGGAUUCUGUUGCAUUUUUAACUUUAAUGUGAGCAAACACAAAUGAUGCAGCUCAGUUUUUGUUCAGAGUUACCAUGCACGAUGAUAGGGUUAUAUCUCUCACUCAGGCACCCCCUUUUUAGCACCUUGAGUCCUCCAACACAAAGCACGCACCCUAGAAAGCGAGCCCUGGGCAGUGUCCUUUGAAUAACCAAAGGUAAGUGUAAAAAAUGGCGUAAAAUCCAACAUGGACCUUUUCAGCCCUGGGUGCUCAAAGUUACAUCCAACAUUGUCAAGUAAUGCUGACUGUGUAACUGUGAUACAACUGUUUGCUUGAAUUUUAGUGAGGACCAGUCAAGUUCCAAUCUGUCUGACAACAAAGCUUCUCAAGCAAGUGAUGAUGAUGAUGAUGAGGAUGAUAUGGUGACAGAGGCGCUUCAAUUUAACCAACUGUCCUUGGAGGAGUAUUGCGUGAUUUUGCUUGCCAGGGUAGUACCCAUGUUCAGAGGUCCCCUGUGUGGAGAAACAGGCAUCAUUGAAUCUGCUGUUAACUUGCUCCAUGGGGUUUUGAGUUUAUCAAAGAGAGUUUUCCCUCCUGAUCUUUGGAGGAGUGGAACACAGUUAAACUCCCUAAUGGUUAGUAAAAAACUGUUUAAAACUUUAAACAUUUUUUUCUUCAUCAGAGGCUGAUAAGGGCUCAAUAACAAGUCAUUUUGUGCGCCUAUUGUAAGAUUGGGCUCCCUCAAAUGGCUGGAAAUUUGUCAGACUGAUGUGGGCUAUAUGAUAGUAACAUUUAUUUCAAGCACUUCCUGGGCUGCAUUCUUAGUUUACAACCUAUAAAUCCUGGCUACAUAGCAGAUACUUUUUGUGUAAAAGCUAUGAUUUCCUGGUUGCCUUAAGGGAAAAUACAGUACUGUCCUGAAAAUACCUCCCUGAAUAACUGAAACUAGUGCUAUGACUGUUGAGGGCUACAUGUAUCUGAAAUCAAUUUUACUUCCUCUUGCCAUUGUUCUCCUCUAUCUAUUCAUCUUGUUUCUUUCAUGUUCCAGGCAACAUCACUUAUAAAUAUUAUGAAGGGGUUGAGUGAAGGUAUAAUGCACCACAUCAAAUUUUACAUCCAACUUUUCCAAGAUGAUCGUAGAGAAACAGAUACCACACCAUCCAAGCAAAGUCUACCAAUGCACAGAUUGACAGUGGUAAAUCUUGCAACAUUCUUUAUGCAGUUUCUUGAGAGCUUGGUUCCCCUGGAAAUGGUAAGUUAGAAAGUUGUGAUAGUGCUGCAAUAAUACACGUAACAAGAUAAUAAUAAGCCUGCUAUACAUGUGAAUGAAUACCAUGUUCUCUAUGCAGGCAGACUGACAUCUGAUCAGUCUUUCAGUCAUGGUUAGGCAGUGAUGUUUUAGAUCUGCAUUGCACAGCAUAUUCAGUGUUCAAUCUAGGCCUUGUUUUUGCGUUUUUGAUGCGGAAUAUUUUAUUCUGACUCAAAAUAAAAUUAUCGUGGAGUCACGCUGACGCCAAAAAAAAAGCUACCUCAAAUAUAAGUACUUCUAAAGCAGCAGGCAAUAAUAACAGUAAAUGUAAAAAAUUGGUGUGCUUACUAGGCCGAAAUUAGCACCCAAAAUGACUGUCAUUUCAGACUACUUGCUUACAGUAGUUUUUCAGGCAUUCGACCCAAUUCCAGGAGAGACUGGAGCGUACAUUUUGACUUUCUGCAUAUGUUGCUUUGCCGAUCGAUUCAUGCUUCAUUUGUUGACUUUUUUAUUUUGUUUUCAUUUCAUUAUUAAACAACAACAAAAGCUAUCUUCAUUUUUUAUGCUAAAGAAAAUGGCAGUUGAACCUGAAAAGCAUGAAGAUAGGCUGGAUGAGGAUGGUUGUGAAGCUGGAGAACUCAGAAAUCUGUUUGAUGAUGUUUGUUUUCAAGGUUUCAAUAUCAUCAUAGUCUGACCUAGACUAUUAUUGAAAUGACCCAGCUGAAAAUGCCAUGUGGGACUGUGACCCACUUUGACUAUAAUUUCUAGCUUGAACACUGCAUAUUAUAAACAAUAAACAGCACCAGUCCAUUUUAAAGUAUAACUCAUUUGAAUGUUAACACCACUAAAUCCAACCUAAGUGGAGCACUAAAAACUUAAUGAUAUAUUUUAACUCAGUUUACAGAGAUGGAAUAAUUAGGAAUACUUCCUACUAGCAAACUGUAUCUUUUGUAGGUAAAAUCUAUUGCCAGGUUAAUUAAACCAGUGUUCCACCUCGUUUGAUUCAGAAUUUGCUUCCUGGCCCCAAUUAUUCAGAUUAGAUAAAGGAAAUCCUGGUUUAACCUGACAAAGGAUUUUACUCACAACACAUCUAUGUCACUUUUUGUGUUAGAGACAUUUUUUGCUGUUUAUUAGAUAAUAAAUUAUUAGCAUCUCUUUAAGACAAAGACAUAGCUAAUUGAACUUUUUUGUUAUAGUCUUCUAAAGUGAUUCCCUCUGAAGUUACAACAGUCAUGUGGUUCCUUUCCAUGGAUGAACUCUUGGCUAUCACUCACUGUCACCUACAGCCUGUGGCAAUGAAAUUCCUGGCUACUCUGGACCCUUAUUCUCACAAACUCUGUCUUUUCACUCAAGACAUAUGCAAGUCAAUGGCAAGCACAUGCAAGUUUUUGAAAGCCUGUAGAGUCAAGGUGCUUUGUACUGAUUGUUGUGUGACCAUACACAGCUUCCCUUCCUCUGAGACUGAGGAAAAGCCAAUUCACCACUUAAGAAACAAGAGGAAUACUGGGCCAAGUUAGCUUCCACAAAAACUUCUGGGACUGUUAAUGGGGAUGCACUGGUCAGCUAUCGGCCAAUUUGUUUUACCUGCACCCAGUAACACUACCAGAAGUCUUUGAGAAAGUUAACUUGGCCCGUUUUCAUGCUCUUUUUUUAAAGUGGCGAGUUAGGAUGCAUGUUUACUGGGGACCUAUCCCCAUGAGCUGCCCCUGGGUUCCUGAGGAUGCCAGCUUUUUUAUAUCAAAGCAAGCAGAUAAAAGCUAUUUUAAAGGCACAUUUCAGCCUAAUUUAUACAAUCUGCAGUUUUUUAAUGCUGCAAAGAAAGUCAGUUUUACCACCUGCCAUUUGGGCAAGCUCCAGCUAGCAUGUACUAGCCCAUAAGUCAUUUCAACUACCGGUAGCCCCCAAACUCUUUUUGAUUAGCAGAAUUGAUUACAAUCCUUCUGUAAUUUAAACUUCCCUAAAAAGCAUCACUUGCCCAUCAGGCAAGUUAAGAACAAAAAUCACUAGCCCGAUAGCAAAAUCCACUAGCCCCGGGCUAUCGGACACGACUUUCUUUGCAUGCUGCUGUACUAGUGUCCGGUGGUGGCUGGUGCCUUUUUUUCACUCUUGGGCGACUGGAAAAUCUUCUAUUUUUUCAUACAAAUCAUAUGCUGGGCACCCUGGAUUUUACAGGUUCAGAGCCCCGCACUCCCUUUAAUUUUUCCUAGAGCACAGCCUUGAAGAACCAUGCAAAAAGUUCUGCCAAAAAGGUUUUAAAUAGUGACACCACAGGAUUUCAUCCACAGAUUACUUACAUGUCAGAGUGACAAAUCAUCUAGCCAAUAACUUGUUUUAGGGGUGAAAGGGUUAAUUGAGGUUGUAUCACCCUUUAAGUCCCAGUAUCCACAUGCAAAUUCUGUCCAUACAUUUCCUUGAAAAAUUAGUUGACAGAAUUUGAUAAAAGAUCAAAGCAUUUUCCCUUUGGUAAUUUUUAUUGAAUUGCUAUUGUUAGUAAAAAACAUAUGUUGGUUAUGCUUGGGACUCUAGGGAAUUUAAAGAACAACUGUAGUAGAUUUGAUCAUGUUAUGCCAUUGGCAACAAUAGAAAAUUAAAAUAAACAAUAAUUGAAGUUAAAAUAAAGAAUGAAUACAUUACUACACUGUAGUACAGUGUUUCACACUUCUUUUUCUUCUAUAGGAAUUAAGGAGCUCUCUGAAAGAACUGUGUGACCUGGUAGAAAUGUCUGUGCCUAGCGUGACCUAUCACAAGCACUCAGGGUUUAUCUGUGAGGCUGUGAAGAUCUGCCGUGAUGUCUGCAAUCCAGUAACUGGGGCAGAUGAAAGAGCCAUUCCCGUUUGCCACAGGAUAGUGUUGCAGUUGCUUGCACACCCUGAUCCUGAUGUCCGAUUACAAGCUUACAAGGAGUCGCUAAAUCUAGUGAAGGAAGCCUGCAGUGUUAGUCAUGUUACUGAACCAUUGUCCAUUAUUUGUCAGAAAGCUUUGUUUCUGUUGGACAGGGCUGUGCUGCAUCAAAUCUGCUGCUUUGGAGUAUAUGAUGAUGAAGGAAAGGUAUGAUGUGUACAGUACAAAUGGCUUAUUCUCUGGGCAGGGCUUUUUCAUGAAUCAAGGUAGCUCAAAUAGAACAAAGACCACCUGGCUUACAAAAUUGUCACUAUUCUUACCACCUACUUGUCACUGAUCACUUGCUACUGAAACACCACUGAACACCAGCCUAUCAGCACAUUGUGAUUUUGAUCUUUGAUUGUGAACUUGAUUAGGCAUUUCAAACAUUGUCCAUGAUCAUGUUGGUAUGACUGCCAUAAUUUUUUCUACCCGGAUCACCAUCUAUCACAAAUGUGGCAAUUUCAACCAUUACCAGCCUUAUUGCACUCCCUUCACAUCAUGAUCAUGGUCACUGUCUCCAAUGACCAGCUUGUUAAUUUCAGUUGCCCUUGCUGCAUGCAUGUGUUUUGCACCUACAACGUAGCUUGUUUCUUCAAGCUGUUCUGUGUCUUUGAAAGUGAUCACUAUCAGUGCACUGAGAUCAGAGUCGUCUUUUUAACCAUGUGCCUUCAGGAGAAAUAGACAUUGUUGCUGUCGUUAGAAUCUUGAUCGCUCUGAGCUAAAUUAAUCAUGAUCAUGGUAUUGCUUCAGCUGUACAGUUGUAUUUACAUCAAGGCUAUUACCAGCACAUGGUAGUUGUGAUUGAAUAAAGUUUCUAAUCAUUACAUAAAUUUUGCUGAAGUGUUACACUUACUUUAAAUUCUGGUUUUCACAGAUCAGUGAUUUAGCUUUAGAGCUCAUCACUACUCUGCUACUUGGCCGUCUAAGCAUGAGUGGAGAACUUUGGAAGAAGUUACUAGAUGGAUUGGUUGCAUCUCUACCUCAGCUUCAAGGUUGUGUUCUUAUAGAUCCUGGGCUGGACCAAUGUAUACUGGAGCUUGUAGCUACGCAUGGUGUUACUGGAGGACAUGUAUCUGCUGAGGGAGACAUAAUAACUUUACCAGCACUAGACAGGCUGAGAGGAGCACUGCGACUCAUGUUUGUCACUGACUCUAAGCUAAGGACCAAAGGCUUUGAAUCAGUUGUAUGGAGUCUCACAAAUGAAGCAAGUCGUGAAAAAAGAAAGAGCUUGGUUCAUGGAAUCCAUGCAGAGAAAGCUGCAGACUUAUUUAUCGUGGAUCAGAUUACCUCUGCUGUAAAUGCACAUGUUCCUGUAUCACAUACGAGUGUGGAUACAAGUGAAGUUCUUAACCUACAGUCCAUAUUGGCUUCUUCACCCCUAGAUGUGGCAUUAAGGAAGUCUUCGGCUCAGCAGCUAGCUAUUAUUUUACAAGGUAUGAGAAACAGAUAUCAAAGAUUUAUUUAUUUAUUUAAGCAUGAUUCAGCUAUUGCUGUCAAUUUUAAGCAAAACUAGUACCCCUCUUAUAACCUGUCAUUUUUUAUUAAUCUGCAAUCCAGUGAGAACUCUGAUCACCAUUGUUACUGCGCUUUUCAAAAACAUGUGAAUUCUGAAGUUCCAAACCCAACUGCAUUUGCGUUUUUUGCUGCCGUCAAUCAUCUCAGCAGACCUCUUAGGAAACAGAAGUUUACUUCAAAAGGCUCAAAAGGUGUGAUUUGUGAUUGGUGGAUUUUGAUCCGUUUUGUGUGUUUGCUGUUCGUUGCUUGUGAUCGUAAUUAUGAUUAAUAGCAGCAAAAAACGCAUUUGUGAAGGCAGCUUUUGAACUUCAGAGCUUGCGCGCUUUUGAAAAGUGCAGUAGUGUGCACUAUCACGUCUAUGCAAAGGAAGGAUCAUAUGCUAUUUACAAAGGGUAAAAUUUCAUCUGGACUCUUCAAAGCUAAGCUAGUUGGCCACUUUUUGACCUCAUCUGUGGUCUAUAGACCUGUAAUCACAUAAAAAGAACUAUCAACCAGUCAUCUGGCAACUGGAAGAAGCGGAAAUGAAAUUCGAUGAUUGAAAUUAGAAGAUUAAGGAGUCGAAAAAAUAAAUUUCUUAUUUGAUGACCUGGCGGAUAAUGCAUCUAGAUCUAUACGUAUUUUUUAUUGCAUGCAUAAAACUGCAAGAACCAGCAUGUCUAAUUAACUGCAUCAUUUCAUUUCAUUUCAAAAGUUUGUCUCUGAGGAUGUGUGCUCCAUGCAGCAAAAAAAUUAUAUUCUCUCCUUAAUUCUAAGAAAGCUCAUUCUUGACCUUGUAAUUGAAAUUUGAAAAAAAUAAUAAAUUUUUAGUCUCAAAAGAUCUGAGAUUUUUUAAGCAUUGUAGUAUUGUAUUUGUAUUAUUAUAUCAUAUUCUCUCCUUCACUGCAAUGUUCAAUAGUUCUCUGCUUCAGUCUUUUUUGUGACUUGCAUUUUGUUAGACCCACAGUGGCACGAACCUCUUCUGAAGGAACACACAGAUGAAGUGUGCAUAGCCAUCCUUUUAGAAAUAAUGGAACAACAUGGCCCACUACACUCUUCAACCACACCCUACCCAAGGGUGGAGCUUGUACCUCCUUGUUUGACCAUCCUACGACUGCUGGCAGAGUACAAUGCUUCCUGUAGGCACAGGCUGGCUACAAAGUACUCCACAUAUACUUUAGUUACAAGGUACAUGUAAGCCCCUGGAUGCUUGGUGAUUUUUUAAGCAACUAUCAAAGCAUUGGGAAAAGGGUACUUACAGUGACAAUAAAGAAGAAAUUUUUACAUUUUCAGGUUAUGAAAGCCAAGCUAAAAUUAAACCCCUAAGCCUUAAAACUCUGUGCAUCCUUAGCUAGUUUUCCAAAGAGCUUGGGCUUAUGACUUCACUCCUCAACUGCACCCUACCUGGUAUCUUCUUGUCUAAGCUCUUGAUCUGCGACAACUGUACAGUGCUUCCUUUUGGCACAUAAGAUACUUUAUACUCUUGUUACAAUGUUAACCUGACACUGAAUGUUCAUUAUCCUUUUAGAACCAAAAAAAACACCCAAGUAACUAACGUUUGUACUUAUAGUAUCACUAGAGAUGGAAUAUAUGAUUAUAUAGAGAAGUUCCUUGGGCUGAAAAAUACUAUUUAUAGCAAGUGUUUUCGUUAGUCUUGCAUUGUACUGUUUGUCAAUGUCUGCUGUUUAUUAUUGCUUAAACCUUUAAUGUCAAUAUGUCUUCAUCACAAGUGGAGGCUGGGUGACUGAGAUCAUAAACCUUAUUUCAAGCUUUGAGGAAUUGCCUCUCCUACCCACAUAUAGGUGUACCCUAUCCCACUGAGACCAUCGAUUCAAAGGAAAUGUGAAUUAUGGUUGUAAUAAUGAUGAUAACGUAAGGGUACCAGGGUUCUCAUUGAGUGCCGGCAACCGGCUAAAAAACUACCUACUUUGAGGUCUGAGCUGUCUACUUUUGUGGAAAAAUGGGUAAAGUGAGAGAGUGAAAGCCCGAAAUUACCUACAGCACUUGAUUACCAAGCCGCCUACUUUAUAUCCUAGCUGUGUACUGUAAGAUUUAAUGAGAACCCUGGGGUUCACACAGCUAUUUUAAAAUGAAUCAAUUAUCAACUAGUUUACAGUAAUAUGUUUGUUGUAGAUAAAUCACUGAUAAAUACUGAUUUGUACAGACAAAAGGCCUAUGUCAUCUUCUUGUUUUAGAUGUGCUCUCUUAUGCCAGUCCAAUGGUCAAGUUAAGUAUGAGGCUGCUUGCCUGAUGUUUCUCCUGCUCUUUGAUGAAGUUGCUAUGGCACUGCCUGACAAAGUUAACAGCAUUCCUUUCAGUUUGCCAAAGUCUUUGGUGAGAAGGUAGGUUUCAGGCUCCAAUACUAGACAGCGCUAUCCAAGAUGUAUUGGAAACCAAUGAAUUUAAUGUACGGUUUGGUUUAUCAGUGGAUGACUUUGCCACUUUUUAAUGUUAAGAAUGCCUAUAAGUGACAAAGUUUUAUCAGAAUGUAGCAUGAAUUUGCUUUGGGUUAUCUGAUGCCAUUUAAUAAGAAUGCCGUGGCUAUGCUUUUGAAAGCAUUAUCAAUAGAUCCUUCACAAAAAAAUAAACUGUAGACAAUAUUGGCAGCUUGACCAUCCUGGUGGAAGAGCUGUUUUCCAAGUCUGGUUGUAAGGUUGAGCACACCAUCAGAAAAAGAAUCUGUUUAUAGGAGUUGAGCAAACGUGGUGGCCAUGCAAGUGCUUAUAUUAAAGAAGGUACAACACUUGGGAAGUAAUGUCUACUGUGGUAUUCAGGAGUCAAUUUGAUAAAAUAUUUACAAGUGUGUAGCCAUGGUUCUAAAACAAAAUUGUUCCCAGAACAGCUUUAUUUUGUCAGUAAAUUAUUUUACCUUUACAACUGCCACUGCGUAGAAUUUAGUCUCUGUACAGACUCAAAAAUUACACCUACAUGCCACCUCUCUAUAAUUCUGGGAGUCAAAUGCUUAGCUAAGAAAGUUUGUUAUUUGAAUGCAAACUGUUCAUUUUAUACCUGUUUUUUAGGCAGUGAGGGUGUUUUUAGAGCUAACUAGUUGGCAUUUGCUCCACAGAUAUCAGUUCCCAUUUGCUCCACCUGUCCACACCCCUGUAAGUGUUCAUCAAGUACCAGACUUCCAGCUUAAAGACUCGCUAACUUCAGAACCAGCUGUUUCCAGGCUAAGGCUGGCCUGGAACCUAGGUUGGCAUGAAAACAUUGAGAAUCUGUCUAGAGUAAAAGGUGUUGAGGACACAAGGCGGUCAGACAGAGAUGUGGGGUAAGGAUACAGGAUAUCUGCAGCUUUUGAAUCAAUAAGUUAGUAACAUUUAAACAGCAUCAGACAUCUUGAAAAUGUAGUGCAAUUAAUGCAAAUACUUUUUUCUCUUAAUGGAAAGGUGUUUUAUGGAAGACACAAUCUUCAUUUCUCAGCCUGUUUUGGAAAACAAGGUUCCAAAUUCACCAAACACUAACGUUUUGCAAAGUGACAUUAACCAACGAUGGCGGAUGACAUGGAGCUGAAAGAUAUCCAAUUCUUCACUUUUUGUUUUUGUCUCCUGACCUGCUAGACUGAUUCUCAGACGUCCGAGGUCGUUUGCAGUCCUUCGCUUCCCUCCCAAAGCAAAGAGACCGUGAACAACCUCGGACGUCUGAGAAUCAGGCUACUGACCUGCCAAAAGUUAAAAAAUACAUGAUGAACAAAUUUUGGAGGUUUUUUUAAUGUUAUUGUCUGCAAUAAAACAUUUCAGCUUGUAAUUGCCUGUCAUUUGAUGUCAUGUAAUCUGUAUGAUUACAUUGGUGGUGGUGGGACAUACCAACUGCGAAGGUGUUUUAAAAUUAGAAUUCAAGAGAAAUCUUUCAUUCCACUCCGUAAGUAGUGCACAUAGCAUUGUGUUAAAAACAACCAAGGAGGUUUCAUUUGAAUGAACUAUGAUCAUAGGAAUUUGUCCUCAGGUGCAGAGAGUCGAUUAACAACAAAAAAUCGCCUUAAAAGUUUGUAGGGGUUAAUGUCCAUGUUCUGGUUCAAUUUUUAUUUUCCUUUGUUUGAACUCAUAUGCCAAAACAAAGGGAAAAAAAAUUUAACCAAGGACCACAACAUCCACAUGAACCUUGUAGGUACUGGCCAGUAUUGCAGUGGAGGAAUCUUGAUGCAGAUUUGCUCAAUUGUAGCCAUGUUGCCAUUGCACUGAGUAAUCAGCUGCAAUGUAUGGAGAAUGCGAGCUCUCAUUAUGAUGCAAAAGUAGCUCUCAGUAAAAUUAUGGCACACCUACUUGCUGAUAAAGGAGCAAAGCCUGGUGUAAGCCAAAGGCUCUCGGUGGAGGUCCUGUACACCUUGAAAUGGGAAGCAGCAUUUGAAAGGUAUACCCUAUAGAGAUACGUAUUUGUUAACCCCCAGAUAAGGGGACUGAGUUGUGGAGAAGUGAAUGCGGUAACUUGAAACAAAACGUCUGUUGAAGAAAAAUCUUUUGAUGUCAAGGGAUCUCAAGUUAAUGUCGUUAUAACACAUGUUUGCCCUCUUCUGUUUACUAGAACUUUUUCCAUUUAAACUGUACCUGUUCGUGAAUGAUGUAAAGUAGUUAUUUAAACUGUAGGCGAUCUUGUUUGCGCAAAUUUGAGAAAUAUUCAUCACCAGAUGAAACACCGAGAAGAGAGUUUAUUUUUGACGAACUUCGAGGUGUUUCCAUCAAUGUUUGAUAUUUCUUCUCAAACAAAAUCAUUUUUGAAGGAGAAAUUAAGGAAGCAAAUACUAAGCAGUGUUUCAUCCGAUUUCCAAACACUCAUUAAACAUUAAUUUCCUUUGUAUUUUCUUAAUGAAUUAUUAAUGAGUUUGAGAAGUUAUCAUCUCCCAUUAACCGUAUUUUUUGCACUAAGGUGCCAGCGAUCAUUUAUAUAGUGGGGUCCACCUUUACUUUAGGGAAGUAUCUUCUACAUAGAAAUGGUUUUAUGUUUACCUUUGACUUUGUGUCUGGAAACGUUGUGCUAUUUAUUUGUAGCUUCAACUCUUAGCAUCUGGAUUAGGCAUGGUACUCUGCAAAGAGUGAUAAGACUUGUCUUUUACCACAUAUUCUGAGCAGCAUCAAGGCUGUGAACAAGAAAAAUUCUAGGGAACCUAUUCUUUGCAAAGCUGAGAUUUCCUAGUCUUGCUAGAUCAAUUUAGGUUUCUUGGAAACUGUGCACCUACUCCUCCCUUAAGCCAUCAUUUUGCCCUAAGUGAGAAGUAAGUGUUAAUGUUAACUUAGGGGAGGGGUAGGUGGGUAGUUUCCCAGAAACCUAAAUUGACCCGUCUUGCUCAAGAGCAAAAGUUAGGUACCAGGGGCCUCCAGGUGCUGCCAGAGCACAUCCCUGUGCCCAGUAUAAUAAUAUUGAGAUCCUACAAUUAUUCAUUUUGCAAUUUUUGUCUCACCAAAUUUGCUCUUCUGGACCCAGUUGUUCAAAAGGUGGAUCACGCUAUCCACCGGAUAAAUCACCAUCCACUGGAUAACGUAAUUGGUGUCCUUAAUACUUAUCCGCUGGAUAGUGAUUUAUCUAGCCCUGGUUGUUCAAAAGUUGGAUAGCGCUAUCCAUUGGAUAAAUCACUAUCCAAAGGAUAAGUAUUAGGGAAACCAAUUGCACUAUCCACUGGAUAGCGAUUUAUCCGGUGGAUAGCGCUAUCCACCUUUUGAACAACUGGGGCCUGCUGGAUAGUGCUAUCUAACGUUUGAACAACCGGGGCCUGUAGUGUAUAAUGUCUCAAAAUAAUAGUUGUCCUUUUGACUAUACAGAUACCUUCAGGUAGUGCCAAACAGCGGAGAUGAUGACAGUCUGCUGAUAGAACUGCUCCAUGUGUUAGGUAUUAUCCUUUCCAGUCCUCAUCAGCCUCCAGAACCUGUGGUGGCCUGGGUAGCAAGAACUGUAUUACAUAGAGAUGGACCACAGAUGACUCUGCUGCGAAAUGUUCAAGCAAGUGGUGCAAACUCACACACUCUCUCUGAGUCAAAAAAGUACAGUACUCCAUUUGUUGUCAUGACUGCUAACUAGUCGAGUAGAACCCCCAAUAUAGAGGUUUAGCCAAGGCUAAAGGCGAAGCUCCCGUUAAUGAUUUUUAAAUUAACUUGUCUUCAAACAAUAAACUUUUAACCAUUGCAAAGAAAUCCCUAGGAGUUGAGCCUGCAAUCAGUUAAAAACUAGGAACUUUUCAGCAGAUAACUUCAAAAAGCACGCAACCUCAAUGGGUCGACACCCGAGCCCACAAUAUGGUCAUGUGAUACCGGUCAGCAGUUACCCUGUUUUGACAGCUAUCAGUUUACAAAAAUAUGGAUGUGCAAUAUCAGGUUGCAGGCUUCCACACCAGCUAGAAAGAGUGAGAUUUCACAUUGAUUGCCCUGUAGUCCAGACCGACGGACGUACUGUCACGUGACUACCAAAAUUUCUCGGAUGGAUAGAUAACCAAUUUUUCCUAACUAUGGGGCUCCACUCGAGCGCGCGAACUCGAGCAGAGCUUUAUAAGGAUGACAUUAGCUAGGAAUGCUCAGGUGUAAUACUCUGGGUGUAAUAAAAGUAGUGACGCCAACCUCAAGGAACGUACCACUGUGUCAAAGAUUGACUUUUGCCUAUGACAUGAGAAAAACAACCUGAGUUCCAAAGAACAGAGACUAGUUCCACACGGGCCAGUGAAACUGAUUUGGCAUUGUCCAGAACACUUAAGUGUUAUACUCAUGUGCAACCAAAUUUUAUUUGCAGAGCACUGCGUAAACAUCUGCUCUCUUUCCUGGUGACUUUGGUCAAGUGUCUGUCUCAGUACACCAAGGGAUGGAGGUUGGAUAAAGAACGAAUUUUCAUUGGAGACUUAGCUUAUGCACUGGCCCUGAAUCUUGAUUUAGCAGAUAACCCACAGUUUUAUGAUCUUCCAGUGCUUGAGACCUCACUAGUCUGCUUAGUACAUGUCACCGCCCAGCCUCACUGGAGCUCCUUUUCUAAAUACUCUCAAGGGAUGAGCCUAUGUCUGCAACUAAUGUCCUCAUUGAUACAGGCAAGUGUUUCAAGUAAAGCAAUUUUCAAGUCAAGAGCAAAUGAGCAUUUGUUAAUUAACCGCAGAUAGAGAUCGUGAUUUUGAUCAUCAUCAUCAUCGUCAUCAUCAUCAUCACAUCAUCGUCAUGAUUGUAGUAGUUGUUGUAAUAUUUAAUUGAGGAAGCUCUUUCCUUACAAGCCCGGUGGUUUUCCAUGGGCUUCCUUGCCAUUAGCUUUUAAAUAUUUAGAACUUCUUUGUUUUGUAUAUCUUUAUUGCAAAACAAUAAACUGAACUGAACUGAUCAUCAUCAUCAUCAUCAAGACCAUCAUAAUUCAACUGCCAACAAAACAAACAAUCCUAGUAGCCCUGCUACUAGGAUACAAUUCAAAUAGCAGUUGAAAUCCUUUUCUUCUGUGAUCUUUAAGGCCAAUCAACCGAUACCUUUUGGUUUGACUCUUCUGUUGUCUUCCUCAGGUCGUUUUAGCUUUCCAUGCUGGCAGACUUGGUGCCAGUUCAUCUUUUAUGGGUAAAGGUGUUACAUAUUAUUCCAGCCUAUGUUUGGCUCAUCUUACUCAUGAGAUGGCUGUCAUUGAUCCCACACAAGUAAGUCAUUGUUUGAGUUACUACAGUCUCAGUCAAGAUUAUUGAGACACUUUGCUGUCUUCUUGCCCUCCAUCCCCCCCAACCAAUGUUGGUGUGUACGAUGUGGUGAGUUAACUGCGAUAGUCUCAGACGGGCCAGAAGUUGAAAAAGAUUAUUGAGACACUUUGAUGUCUUCUUGAUAACUCGAACCCCCCAUCGCGCUAACUCGAACCCCAACCAAUGUUGGUGUGUAAGAUCAGGUCAUUUCUAUAUAAUUUUACCCUCGAUAACUCGAGUUUUAACUUAAAAAGUCGGGAAAAAAGAUAACCAACAUUGAAUUUUGCAUUGAGGAAGAGGAUAGUUUACUAGGGUCGAUAGUGGAGGCGGAUGUUGUUAAAAAACAUCAAAAUUUUGUCUAUUGAGACGUUUUGUAGGUUUGAGUAACUAUUUGAAGAAGUAGAUUCAAACGGCGGUAGGUAUAACAAAUUACUUACUGUUUUUUUUUUCAUAGAGGUGGGUUUCACAUUGGUUAAGAACUCAAGACCCUCAAGAACAUCCACUUUCUUGGCUUGUACCUUUGUUGACAGACCGAUGGCCAGAUAUUCGUUGGACUGGCCUUUCUAUCUGUACAAGUCUUGCAGUCAGUGAGCAAGGGAGAGAAGUACUUAAAGUUGCUGGGCAGAAAUUUGUAGGGGGCUUAUGGAACUUUGUGCUUAGCAUUCUGUUGGAUGAAAUGGAAUGUGGUCUUGUUAGACAACAGGUUCGUUUGAUCUGUUGAAGUAUUCCAAUUCUUUCUUUCACCAGCUAUGCCCUAGCCUGCGUCGUAGACGUAAUUUAACCCCGGUUAUUAAUGUCUACGAAGUAGCGCCGAGAUCCUUGUUCUGGGGCCCGUUUCUCGAAAGUCCCGAUAAAAACGGGCCCGUUAAGCUGUUGUCGGUUUACAUGCAAGAUAGAGUUCAGUAGUUUUGCACCUAACAUGAUAAACCAAUCAGUUAAUGAAACAAAAUGGAGUAGUUUGCUAGCCAAGAACCCGCGCUCUUAAUCUUUAUAUUUCGAUUUGAAUAUUUGAUUGCGGGCCCGAAAAGUUACCAGGACUCUCGAGAAACGGGCCCCUGGGCCUCCAAGGAACUUAACGACUUACCGGAAGCGCGUUUCCAAGAAUUUCCUUUCAUCUAGAUUGGCAAAUCGACAAUGACUUUUUUAACAGGCCAAUCAUGGCACGUACACAAAUCUUGGUACACAGGUGGGGGCCUUGAACUUGGAUUUCGGCGCUGUUUCACAGACGGACUUAACCAGAGUUAAGUUUCGUCUGCAACGAAGGCUAGCUAUGCCCUUAAAUAACCAUAUUUCUCAGAAGUAGUCUACUUUUGCUCUUGAGUUGUAACCUGAGUUAUAACAAGUUAAAUGUUUGUCUAGAGUCCGAUUUUAAGCCAUUUGGGUGAAUAAAUUACACUACCCUAGAUUUAUGGUCAACUUUUCUGCCUGUAUAAUACCUAUUUACUUAUAGGCUUUUAGUUAUUGUUCAAGUGUACUUGAAUUGUUUUGUUUGCUAUUUAGGCAGGCCUACUGUUUUGCAGUCUGGUCAGUGGUCUGUCGCCUGCAAAUGUUGUCACUGAGUCUAAACAACCAGACCAAUCCAAGGUAAAGACCUAUUUUAAUUGUCAGUCAUUGUGGGGACGGGUUUCCUCUUGAUGAAUUCGUUUUAUUAGCUCUUUGAUAAAUCCUUUAUUGACCGAGUUUGCGCGCUACAAAUGGCUUAAAAGGGUUCGUACAGGUCAUGGAAAACCUGGAAAGUCAUGAAAUUUAAGAAUUUCAUUUUCCAGGCCUGAGCUAGCUAAAACUAAGGUCAUGGAAAAAGUCACGAAAAGUCGCUCAAAAGAGUACGAACCCUGGUGAAUAUUUUCCCCACGUUUGUAUGAACCCCCUUUCCAGUAAGGCGUGUUCUUUUUUUUUUGUUUUUAGAAUGGCUCCAAGGGAACUCAAGUUGUUCUCUCCUUACUUGACCAAUUCAAGUUUUUCCAGAAGCUCUCCAACAUGCUCUCUAUCGGUGCAUUUCCAUUGGCGGACUCACAUGGAACAAACAGGGCCUGCCAGAGCUCUGCUACAGCGUCCGUCUCAUCAGGCACCGAUACAGACAUUCCUUACAAGCCCCUUAGUUCAACGUCCCGAUCCCAAUCACAGCCUGGCAGUGUGAGCUCAGAGGCCCAAACAACUACCACUGAAUCAGCUAAUGGCAUAGUUAGCCCAGGAGUCGUCUCCGUUGCUUCGCACACCUCUAGUACCAUGCUGUCAGGGGUGUCGUCAUCCGCACCGGAAACACAGCUCUCAAGGACACCCACAUCACUGGUGCCACUAAUUAAUGAAAGAGGUCUUCCAAGUGGGUAUGUUCUUGCGUACUUUCCGACUCUCAUGCUGGCUUAAACAGGAUUUAUUCCACGAAUUGGCUCGUUGGGCCCCUUCUAAGAAUGUUGAAGGUCUUUUUUUUUUUUUUAGAACAGAGACGCAAAGUAUUUUUAGAUUUGCUUAACGUCUGCCUCUUAGCACUCUUCUCUUUAUGGAACUAAAUCAACUGUAGGCACAGAUUUUCAUCGAGUAGUUUCAGCAAAAACAAGUUAGCCUUCCUUUCUCCCUUUUCUUUUGAACGUGAGAUGAUUAGUUUAUUUGAAUCAAAUCACGAACCAAAAUCAAAAUAAGAGAGAUGUUCCAAAUGUCACUUUGUAAAUUACUGGAAAACGAACAUUACCGUACAACAGUGCUGCCUAAGACGUUUGGUUUGAAUGGUCGCAACAAAAGACCUCGGUAAAGUUGUUUAAAGUAAAGAAAUGCAGGCCUCUAAAGACACAGGUGUGCUUUAUUAUUUUUUUUUGUUUCACAAGCCAGAGUCUUGAAGAUGGUUAAUUCCAAUGGAAGACAAGAGGAGGCAGCAUGGCCGAGUGGUCAGCGCGUUGGACUCGCAAUCCGGCGGUCCCGGGUUCGAGUCCCGCUCUGGCCACUUGCUGGAUUUGUGCUCGGUCGUCCCGAGUUCAAAUUCUCGGCCACGCUUGUAAAUAGCCAACUGGUUGCCUUCUGCCAGUUGGGGUUUUUAAUCCUGUUAUGUUGUAUUUGAAUUAUUUGUUUCUAAAUAAUUGAGUGGAGUGCCUGUAAAUUAGCUGACUAGCUAAGUGUAUCUUCCACUAUAAACAUGCCUUUAACCUUUUUUUUUUAAGACAACUUUAAGAAUGACCUACAGUCCUAGCUGAACGUCCUCGGGACGGUGAUGUAGUAUUCAUAAUUUUCUGUAAUUUCUUGGUGUUCUCAUAAAACAGUGCGACCUUUUUGAAAAUAUCUGGCGCUUUUCUCUUUCCCCACCCCUUCCCCCACCUAUACUAUUUUGAAACUCGGCGACCAGUCUGGAUACACGCGUCCAAAGUUGUUUGUUGGGUGGGGGAGUUGGGCAUGUGUUAUUUGAAAAAGCGCCACAAAUGUAAAUUUGUCCCAAGACUUUUGUCCAUGAUUGUAGUUAUACCUGAUCAGAUCUGUUCUGUUGGUUUCAGUAUGUCCAGUGCAAGCAGCAGCAAUGUGAGUAGUUCAGCAGGUUCCACGGCAUCAUCAGGGACUACAUCAGUUUAUACAGGAUCAUCAGUCACCCCAGGACUUAUUGGUGCAAUGGCGCGCCUGUUGCACAACGUAGUCUUCCUGUCUCCUGGACAUAUUAUUACAGCUCUUAACAAGGCUGAGAUUCUGAACUCGCUAAUUGAGUAAGUAUUUGAAGGAGAAAUACACUGGACUCGCGAUUUUAUCGGAGGGCGAGAAAAAUUGGGGGUAAAGAUACAUGUACCUUGUUAGACCAGGAAAGGAAUGUUUUUAGUCAAUUUAUCAAGAGGUUCGAGAACUUAUCAGCAACUGCAAUAAUAAGAUUAAUAAUAGUCAUCAAUGACAUUGUCAUCGUCAUCAUCAUCACCACAUCAUCAUCAUCAGCAGCAGAAGCAACAGCAACAAACAGGAUCUCCUGCAACAACUGAAUUAUUAUCUAAUCUGUUGUCAACUUCGUGAUCAAUGACGUCAUCAUCAUCAUUAUCAUCAUCAUCAUCAUCAUCAACACUAACCUCAUCGUUAUUAUCAACAUAAUCAGUACCAUACCUUGUCAAUAACCAUCUUUCUCCUGGAAUAGUUUUUCAAUAUUAUGUAUCAGUCAGAUUAAAAAAAUACAUUUAUACACACAAACAGCACCAACUUAAAACUUUUUGAGGCGGCUACCUCCAGGUGGCAAGAGACAGGAUGCCGAAAACUACCUCUCCCCGGCUGUGGAUUGAUAUGGUCUCAGUUUUAUGGUCUUUUAGCUUUAAACGUUUCCUUUUUUGUCCACAGCCAUAUUGAAUCCUCAAGAGUGCAAAGCUUUCUCAGUGAUAAAGACUCCUUGCCUCUGUCCACUGCAGCCAGAGUGGUUAUCAAGGAAAUACUCUCCAUGUACAGCGAUAUUUUGGCGUUCCUUCACUCUGUUGUGCAACUGAAUACUAUCUUCUGUUUCAAUUUGCUGCAAGACCAGGAAGCUCUUGACAGGAUUGUGCGGUUAUUUUCAAUAUGUUGCCCUUGCGCAGGUUAGCUCUUCCUAAAUGUACUUCACUUCUUAAGUGUCACAAUAAGAAGCUAGGCAUCUAAUGCUUAAUUGGGAUCAUUUUAAGAUUCUUAGAAACUAACCACAUAACCUCCGAUUCCAUCCACCAGAGUGGCGAUGGGUACCUUAAAGUUAUGAUGCCUACAUAAAGUAAUUCCUUAUUCCUCAUCGAGGAGUGACCGCAGUGAUUGGGGUUAAAGCUCUGAAAAUAUUUGUUAGGGCAUUGACUAAAGUAUUAGGCACUGACUCGAGAUGGUUGUUAGCGUUGUCACUAUAAAUCUGUAAAUCAGAAACGUUCGUGCCAGAAAAUCCGCCAUGGUGUAGUGGUAUGGACUACAAUCCUUGCGCCCUAAGUCGAUUUCUAAUAAUGCCUUUUUAAAAGCUUGAAGAGACUUACCAGUGUUACUGAUCAUUGAUUCACAGAUGACACUCUUCAAAACCUUGUUUAUGCUGCAUGGGAGAGUGUAUGCAGGCUCCUGGUUACACUGCUGCAGAAGCAAGGCCAGUUGUCUGUUCCUAGCGUGGUUGAAGAGACAGUGUUUAGCAACUGGAGUUUAUUCACAGGUAGAUUAUGAUAAUGAUCUUUAAAUUAGUAACAAAUAGCCUUUGCAACUGCAAUAAUCUUUCCAAGUCGUAGUGAUAUUUGUGAUGAAGGGUCACGCUGACUUAAGCCGAAUGGUCUGCAUGAAUUAACAUUUUAUAGCCUUCUUGUGGCUGUAUACACGAUCUCACUUACGGAGGGCGGUGUUGAGAAAAUGGUGACCUCCCUAUUUCUUGCGCAAGACCAAACUCUUACUCAUAUGAAUGUGGAAACAACUUUUUGUGAUGACAAUAACCCGAGAUUUCUCGCUCUGAUCUACUCUUCAGGUGUGUUCAAAAGCUCUCUUAAAGAAAGCAAAUCCCCCUCCCCCUCCUGCCUAAGAAAUUUACUGCUGAAGCUCCUUGGUCUUCUUCUAACCGUGGAGGGCAAACGCUGUACUAACGGGAGAGGCCUGAGUGAAGAAAGAGGCGAUAAACCAACAAAAAUGAAUCGUUUGACUCUUCUACUGGAUAACAAGAUAGAAAGUGCCCGCGUACAUCAACUGGACUCAGUUAAAGACAGCGAAAAGCAAAACGUCCUUAAUGGUGAAAGCAAUGCGUGUGCUGAGUCUACCGGAAGUGAAAUGUGUGGAGUUUUGCUUGAUAUUUAUGAACAUGCGCAAUCGCGGAGCGUAGACGUCCCGGAUGAAGAGAGAGGCCUGGUGCCUGCAGUUCUCAGCUCUUUAUUGGCUCUUAGUAACUCAGCCAAAGAUACAGCUUUACAAGGUGGGUAUGAGUUGAGAUCAAAAAGGGGCACGAUUUUUUUUGUCAAGUAUAUAACUGAACUCGUGUUCCAGUAGUUCUAGACUUUACCACCUCAGCUUGAACUGAGGGUUGAAGGGCUGGUCGCUGAGAAGGGAGAGUAGGGUGUCAGCGCAGACAAAAUUCAGCGUUGAAAGAGAAAGUACCAUAAAACGUAAACCAAUCAUAAGAGACGUAGGCUCGUCCAAUAAGCCAAUCAGAACCAGAAAAUAAAAUACUUGCUGCGUCAAGGGUAAGAAACGCGUGCGUACAUGUCGCAACUGGCUUCAUGAUUGCUCAGUUCUAAUUGGUUGACAAAUCACAAACUGUGGUGACUGAAGACUAUAGAAAUGUAAGUUUACUUUAUGAAAAAAUACCUGUGACCGUUUUGGGGAUAGGGACAUUGUUUGGGUCAUUCAUCUAUUGUUUUGUUAGCUAAUUAAAGUACUCGUUCUGAGCCAGGGAGCAUGGUGGCGCUCCUAAAAAACCCUAGCUUUUCCUUCGCGGUCAUAGUGAUUUCUUUUGUUAUCUAUUAUUUAUUAGUUUGCGACUUUCCAACCAAAGACUCUACACAGGGAAGCUUGUGUACACUAAAAUCGGUAGCAUUAAAGAAAUCCGCCGGAUCAGACAUUUUUACGUGAGAGAAUUUAACCGCAUUGUGACCGCUCUCUUCUAUACCUCUGUUUCCAUUGUAUUUUUCAACAAAAUGAAUUUCAAUGUUAAUUUUUCUUCAGCUGGUUUUGUUGAAACCUCUUUGGAGCACAUAAAACACGUGCAUGUUCAGCUAAACAUGAACUCACUGAAGCUUGAAAAAGGGCCUUCAUGGAAAAGGAAGGUAGGAGAACAUGCCCGUUGUCUCGCGUUUUCUCGUACACUUUUUUUUCUGCUAACCUGCUAAAAAGACUAGGAUUGUGUAUUUAUUCGUGGAACGCGGAAUCAAUCUUUCCGUGUUUUUUCCCAAACCGUUGAAUUGACAAGUAAAGUUAUGGAAGUUUUCCUCUUUGAAUCGCAAUUAAACUCGGGUUUAAAACUUCUAAAACGUUUUCCUUGGCAAUGAUAAUUCUCUGCAGGAAGAUCCCUUGGUAACAGAACUAAUGGACGCCAUUCAACUUCUGAGAAACUUCAUCCAUUGUAGUCCAGCAGUCAAGGUAAUCUGAGUUUUCUUUCUUAUUUUUAAGGUUAAUCUACCUAAACUACAAGUGAGCGUCCUUGAGCUUUUUCAAGUUCAGCUAUUGUGCUGUGGAAAAAUUACCAGAAUGUUUUCCUUCUGAAAGAAUCGUUAAACUUCUCCAUAGAGUUCCUAGUAUGAAACAAAAAGUUGACUGGAGAUGCUUAGCUUUAAUUUCAGCUCAGUUUUGUCGCAAAAUUGUGGAACUCAAUGUCAAUUGGCCCCUAAAGGGUCUUUGUUUCUUUUAAGAGGAUGGAAAGGAUAACAGGAAAUGCCCGUUAAGAUACAAAGUUAAGGAAACAUUUCAUCCAGCUACUAUGUAAUUUUUGGUGUCCGUUACUGCCCAUCUACCCCUCCCCUAAGCUAACAUUUUGAGCUAAGUAAGAAGUAAAUGUUAGUGUUGGUUUAGGGGAGGGGUAGGUGGGCAGUUUCCCAGAAACGUGUAACGGUCCUUUUUUUCUGUCUAGACUGCUUGUUUGGAGAGUGGUAUUAUUGAUGUGCUGCACAAGUUAUGGUCCUGGUGCACGGUGGAGCCGCGUCUACUUAUCGAGGUGUUACGUGUCUUAUCCACACUGACAGCACAAUUCCCCAAAGGUGCGUGUUCAGUAAAACUAAUGUCCCUAGUCGCAGUUUACUUUGCACUAACAUUGUUACAAUACUGGAGAGUUUAGAAACAGCAAACAGCAUAGUUGACCGCGUGACUAUUUUUUCCCGCCUUUUUUACUUUGGCCGUUUACGGUGUGAAGGUGAGGGCUUCCACGUUCAUGAAAAACGCGAGAGAAAAUUAACUUCGCUACUAUCGUUCUCGGAUACUGUAAUUAUCGUGUGAGCUUUUUGUCGUUUUCUUGAUGCUGAAUUCCCUUUUUAAGUGAAUACGCGUUCUUUCAAUCAAUCUCGCGAUUAUUCGACGUUCUAGUUGCCGUCGCCGUCGUGUCAUCUUAAACUCCCCACUAUUUCUUUCGCAGCAUCAGCAUAUAUCGCUGGCAGCUCAGGCGUCCCCGGAAGCGUCAGCCGCACCGUACAAAGCGGGAGCACAUUUUUACACAGUCUUAUCAAGCUGACCAAUAAAACAAACAGCAAGCUUCAAAAUUUCUCCAGCCCAGAACUGGAGACUAAUCUUGCUGUGCUCAGGGCCAUAUUUAAUCUGUUGAGUAACUUGGCCUUAAGUGCUGAAUGCAGAGGAGUCAUGUGGAAGGUAGGAUGUUGGGCAUAUCACGUAAAUAUAUUUACUUACACCGCAUGACGCGGCACAUGGCUAUUCCAAUUAAACUAAAGACGCACAUGCGCGCCUCUCUUUCUAUGGUCCUAAGCACUUGCUGGUAUUUUUCCUUUGCGUGCUGCGUAUAUUAAUCUUUUGCUUUAAUAAUAGAAAUAGUAAUACAGUCAUCGCUCGCCUUGCGGACACCUCGCUAUAACGGACACCCUGAUAGCAAUUUUUUUUUUGGCUGAAAAUUUGCUUCAGCCAAUCAGAAGCACUACCGAGAUCUGGGCAGUGACGUGCCGUCAGUGUAGAAUUUCUGCUGUUCCUCAGACGUCAUUUCACGGGGAAACCACUGGUGGCGCCGCAAAAAUGUCGGCUGUUUUUAUUUUCAGGCUAGUUCAUUGACUAAUGGCAAGAAUGAUUGCUUCAUUUACUGAUUGAAGAAAUUGUCUUGUUCAAAUACUCUGCAGACAAACUUUCUCCAGCCGUUCUCCUCUUUGAAGCCUCUCACAAGUGGAACCCACCCCAAGCAGAGAUCAGUGACCCGAAGCGUGACCCUCUGUUGGCUCAGCUUGCUGGUGAACGUAACAUUCUUCACAGAUGGGCAACAGGGUGUGGUCAAGACUCCUGGGGUAGUGGAGGUGCUUUUAGAACUGAGUGGAGCCCAGAACAAGCAGUUACAAGAGAAGGCCAUACUUGUGCUGAGGAAUUUGUGCUUUCAUGGGGCCAGCAAACCUGUUCUUUUGGUGAACGGUAAGGGAAGACAUAAGACAAGUUGCAAACUACGGGAAAAAAAUUAUGUACAGUCUGGCUUUUGUACCUCGUUGUCAGGGCACUUUCCCGAUGAUGGGAUGGAGGGGUCUGGUCACUACUUUUAAGUCCUCCGGAAUAGCGGGAGUAUUAAAGUACUACCGCUAGCCCGGAGGAUUCUUUUUAAAGUUACUUAACAAACUCUGCCUUCAAGCGGAAGUAGUAACAACUUUAAUCUCGUGACUUAAAAAUGAAACUUGUGCUGCACAUUGCCUUUCUACCAUGGCCUGUUGGGAGUUUGGUAAAUUGGUGAACAAACUUAUGUUUUUAUCACUUGAUACAAGAGACGACUAUUUCAAAACAGUAUCCUUUAUGAGGUGAACGUCACACGUGCUGCACUUAUCAUGACAGCAAGGGUCUACGAAGUAUAAACUAAUUUGUAACGACUUGGAAGGGUGGAAAGUGUUGGUUAACCGGUGGACCCCCAUAACAAGAAUUCCUUGAUUCGAUUUUUGUUUAGCAGUUGAACACAAGGUAUUUGCAAAAUUUGUCGUUAAACUAACCUUUCUUUUUCAUGUUUGUUUUUAGAGAAACUUCUUUCUCUUCUCGUUGAUUUUACCACUGACAGCUCCAUUUAUCUCAGAGCCUUAUGUUUGUCUGCCUUGUGCUCUCUGGUGCACAACUGCCAAAAGGUAACUUUGUCGCAAUGCUUUCUCGUGGUAUACCUCGAAAAUUCCUCGAGUGAUUCGCUGUAGUAGCAAAGUUUUGUACACAUCAUAAGUUCAGACGAAGUUCUCGUCUGUGCUCAUGUUGUAAUGCCGAUGUUAUUCAAGAUAUUUCACUUUUUGUUAGUGGAUUGUUUUGUCUUUUUUGUUUUGUUGCCCCCAGGCCAAAGUUUCAUUGAAGAAGACGGGAAUAGUAAAGAAACUUGAAGAAAUAAAGUUGCUAACAGGUUUGUCACAUGAUAACAUCUUAAUUCGAGUCCGUAAUAUAGUUAUGAAUGGCAUAUAUUAACAUAAAUUAUAAUAGAGACUUCGAGGCUAUGUUCACACUAUACCGUGUAGUAAUAUUGAUUUAACAUUGUCAUUAUUGUUGUUUCAGGAGGUGAACAAGCGAGCAUAGAAGAGAAAUACAGCAAAACUUGCUAUGAUAGUGUAAAUACUUUACAAAAAAUGUUCUCCGAGCAAAGAUGACACUGUACUCAACAUAUCAGUUCUCAUAUUUAUUCGGUGUGUAAAUAAUUAUGUACAGAGCGUUAAGGUGUUUUCUCGUAUGACCAUCUGCCGUUUUCCCCCAUAAUAAAAAAGAAAAAUAUAUUUGGAAUAGAGACUAGAAAGUGGUCAAAACGCAAGAUACAAUGGGCUACUUCCGAGUUCCAAAACCCCUCACUUUCAAAAUGAGGCCAAGUGUACAGCCUUGCUUGUUAAAAUGAGUUUUAUUUGCAUGAGAAUGAAAAAUCAUUUCCAUAUCAAAGGAUGAGCACCUAACCUCGUUUUGAUACAGAGGCCCGGGGAAACUCGGAAAUAGUCAACGCCGUUUAUUUCCGACACAGUAGGGACCUUGAGUUAGUGUCCUCAUUAGCGAGAGU
Messenger RNA from Porites lobata, 33930 nucleotides. Lineage: Eukaryota; Metazoa; Cnidaria; Anthozoa; Scleractinia; Poritidae. The record is from the annotation of a GenBank genome assembly.